AUGACCCUUAGUAAAGAUCCUGAGAAGUUUAAUUAUGCUCUUAAGGAUAGGGUUAGUAUCAGGAGAUAUGUUCGCAAGAAUCAAAAUAGGUAUAACUAUUUUCUUAUUGAAGAACAUAUCCAAGAUAACAUUGUCAACAGAAUAAGUGAUCGUUUAAUUUCUUUUUGUACCGACAAAGAAGUUACCGAAGAUUACAUUAAGAAAGUUGACGAUUAUUUAUGGGUUGAACAAAGAGUAAUAGAAGAAGUUUCUAUUAAUGUUGAUCAUGCAAGAGAAGUUAAGGAGAAGAAGCGUAUCAUGCAUGAUAAGAAAUUGGUGAGAAUGUUAUUUGACACCUAUGAAUAUGUCAAGGAUGUUAAAUUUACAGAUGAUCAAUAUAAGGAUGCAUCAGCAAGAGUAAGUCAAUUUCUUGUUGAUGUUGUUGAUUCUUAUAUAUUCAAGCCAAUACCUGCUUUACCCGUAAAACCUGAUGAUCCACAUCACAAUGUUUAA
Plasmodium gaboni is the source of this 492-nucleotide messenger RNA. RefSeq names its product gamete antigen 27/25. NCBI's taxonomy places the organism in Eukaryota, Apicomplexa, Aconoidasida, Haemosporida, Plasmodiidae. The record is from RefSeq and is a predicted model, not a curated record. Bases 1 to 492 code for a protein of 163 amino acids. The transcript has a single exon.